UUCGUCGCUCGGGCCACAGCAAGGUCUCCGUCCAUGCAUCGGGUCCGAGGUCCGAGGCAGAACGAAAGAGGUGUCAGUCAGGAUCGUGACGUUGUUUCUCUAGGAGUGUUCUGAAAGACUGAAAAUUCGGUGAUCUUGCCUGGAAGAUCGAACAGAGAUGAAAUUUGCGGUGGUAGGAGCGGUGGCUGCGGCUCUGGUGGGGGUCGUGCAGCCUCAGUGUUUCACCGACAACGACGACUUCCGCGUCAAAGUCAACACCGACCUCACCGCCGUCACCGACUUCGGCUUCGACCUCUACAGACGACUCGACUCUGCCAACUCCCCCCAGAACUUCUUCUUCUCGCCCUUCAGCAUCUGGUCGGCGUUCAUCAUCGCUUACCUCGGCUCAGCGGGAGAGACAGAGGCGCAGCUGAAGCGAGCUCUGAGGGUCGGGAGCAAGGUCGAGACGUUCAAGAUCUGGCGAGCGCUGGAUGCUCUGUACCAAACCAGCAACAACGCCUAUACCUUCAACAUUGUAAACCGAGCUUAUAUUGAUAACGUGUUGCCGAUCCGCCCCUGCAUCUCUGAAGUGCUGAGCAAUGAAAUCGAGAGGGUCAACUUCAGAGAUGCCCUCAACACUGUCAGCCGAAUCAACAACUUCGCCUCCACAAACACCAAGGGCAAGAUAAACAACCUGGUCACAGCCGGCGACCUCCAGGACGUCCACAUGGCCCUCGUCAACGCCGCCUACUUCAAGGGCACGUGGCAGUUCCAGUUCAAGCCAACGACAACCGCCCCCGAGAGGUUCUUCGUCACGCCCCAGAGGCACCAGAUGGUUCCCAUGAUGAGCCAGAUCGCCGCCUUCAGAUACGGCGAAUUUGAACAGGUCGCCGCCAGCGUUCUGGAGCUCCCCUACACAGGCGAGAGAGUGUCCAUGUUCCUCUUCCUUCCUGCUCAAGAAGGACCUCAAGGCUUCGCUAACAUGGUCUCGAGGCUGAGCGGGAACAACCUGCGGGCGGCCACACACCAGAGAAACCUCAGGAAGCAAGAUGUCGACCUCAAGCUGCCCAAGUUUAGGAUGGAAAUGAAACUAUCGGAUGAGAUGAUUCCGGCUCUCAUGGACAUGGGGAUCAGGGACAUCUUCGACAGCGAAAAAGUAGACUUCACCACCCUCGGCAACAUAAGGAACCUCACCCUGGAAAAGGUCAUCCACAAAGCUUUCGUCGAAGUCAACGAGGAGGGCACCGAGGCCGCCGCAGCCACGGUCCUCGCCUUCGCAACGAGGGCCAGCAGAAAGGACAUCCCUGUGCCGUUCCACUGUAACCGGCCUUUCCUCUUCCUCAUCCGCGACAAUGAGACCAACAAUAAUCUCUUCAUGGGAGUUUACAGGGAUCCCGACACGGCAGGAAGUUAGAGUGCUUGAAGGUCCAAAAGAAACGCUGAGGUUACCGAAAAAAGACGAAAUUAAGGGCAAAGGCAGGAACGGACUUUGUAUUCUCGAUAAUGUAAUGUCUACAAUUGUUAAUCCUUUAAUAUGAUCCGUUGUAAAUUUUAAUAUAUGUAUAUAUCAUA
Penaeus vannamei (Pacific white shrimp) is the source of this 1551-nucleotide messenger RNA. Its product is annotated as leukocyte elastase inhibitor. The record is from RefSeq and is a predicted model, not a curated record. Lineage: Eukaryota; Metazoa; Arthropoda; Malacostraca; Decapoda; Penaeidae. Gene Ontology annotation, molecular function: serine-type endopeptidase inhibitor activity.